GGGCCCAUAAAUGGGUUGGGUUGAAAUGUUGAAUGAUUAUGUGGGAAACAAGCGUGCAUUGUGAUGAUGCUGUGUGCGGAGAAGAGAAGGCAAUCAUAGAGCUGAAUGCAUCUUUCUAGCAAAAACCAAUUAGAAUCUCACUCACUCACCCUCUUCUCUGCGCUUUUCCAAUCUCACCUCGUUUCUUUCUCUCUUUCUUCCUUCACCUACCCACCCAUCAGGCAAAUCUUAACUCAUACCCUGUGCCUAAGCAAAACGACACAUACCCGUCGUUGUUCACUGUCUUACUCAGGUGUGAAAGGUGAAAGCAGAGUGUGAAUCUCAGAUCUUGUUUUUAAGAGGCAAUUCACUGUGUUGAUUAUUCUUGUGCAUUGACUAAUGGCUACCAUGCUUCUAUAUCAGCACUUAGCAGAUUAUGGCCUACUGUUUUUUGCCAUAUCUAUCUCAAGUUGCUCUCUCAACUUGAUUGAACAUUUCUAAUUUAUGCCAUUUUACAUGAUUCUCUGCUUAUUUUAGAUCAAUUGUAAUUAAAAGAACCCACUCUCAUCAAGGUACACUAUCCCACCCUUGUGGGAAGACCCAUGUAACUAUGUACAAUGCAUAUGUUAGCUCGACAAUAUAUGCUGUUAGGUGUAAAGAAUCAUUCUCAUUAUCUUUUGGUGACUCCUCAAACUUCUGGCAUGAAAGAUUUGACCGAACCCCAUCAUACUGUUCGUCAUGCUGUGGUUGUUGUGAUUGCUGUUCACUCUCUACUUACAGAGUACCCAUAAAGCCUUGUCUUCUAAGUGGGUUGAGACAAUCCACUCUCCUUCAAUUGCCAGCAUCAAGAAGGUUAAUUUUGGGUGGUGGGGACCGAUACUUUUCCCGGCUACCAGCUUAUGGUCUCCUCAGAGGUUAUGAGCUUAGUUGUUUAGCCAUUGAUGAAACUGUUUGCAAUAAUAGUAGAAUGAAAUUAAAGGGAAAAUGUAUUCAUGCAGCCUCACGAAAAGGAAGGGAAAUUUCCCAUUCAGUUGCUUCUGACGAUGCUGAAGCAGUUCUCAGCUUUUUGAGUGAGGAGGCAGAUAAGGAUGCUAUUUGUAGCAAAUGUAAGUGUGUAUCUUCCCCCAAAAGAAUAGAAGCUGAGAAGAAAAGAAAAAAUGUGAGUAGAGAGAGACAUUUGAGUUUGACUGAGAAAGUAGAAACAGAUAAAAAAGGAAAUCUUAAGCAACAUGAGUCAUCCACCAUAGACUUGAGAGGAGAGCAUAAAAAACCCAACAAAGAAAAGGAAGCCUUUACAAAAGGGGAAAACCAUAGGAAACGAAGAGAUGUGUCCAGUUGUUCGUCUUAUUAUUCUCUUUCAUCUGGAGAUUUUGGGAGUGAACAGGAAAUUCAGGAUGAUAUUGGUUUGGAAGAAUGGUCACUGGGAUAUAAGAAAGAUGAAGCAAAUCACAUGGAGGGACAAAUGAAGGAAGAAUUCAACAAGCAAGUGGAUGCUUCAAAGAACCUGCAGGAUGUUUCAAAUAAGGAAAGAAUUGCGUUUGGUGCGGAUAUUGAUUGGAACCAAAGGAAGAAGUCUGAAAAGAUGCUGGCUGGGGGAACUAUAAAAGAAACAGAAUCAAGCAGAGAACACCAGGAUAUGCAUUCAAGAGGGUUUAGAACACAUGAAUCUGGUUAUCAAAAGGCAUCUAUUUCACAGAAGCGAGUCAGUAGUGAGGAGGAUAAAUCAUCUUUUGUUGACAAUUUGGAUAAGAAAACAAACAAGGCAUAUAUUCUAAAAGUAAACAGAAGAAAGCAUCAAUCUACAGAUGUACAAGAGUCUGGUUGUGAUGAAGUUGAGACAACUUUGUUAUCACGUAAGGAGUUCAGAGGUGGGAAAGGGAACCUGGAGAUAUCAGAAACACUGUUAAAGGAAACAGAUGAUGAACAUAAAAAAUUUGUUGGUUCAACAUCUACCACAGGAAAGGAAACUUUGAAAUUGAAUAAGGCAUUCAGUGGCAGGGAAGGGAACCUUGCGAUAUCAGAAACACUUUUACGAGAAACAAAUGAUAGACAUAAAAAAUUUGAUGAUUCCACUACCUCAGGAAGAGAUGUGAUAGGUAGAAGUUCCCAGAGAUAUACUGAAAAUUUAAAAACUGAAGACACUGAAAGGACCUCAAAUGCUAGGAUGAAGGACAUCGGAGUGAAAAAAGUUUCAGUUUUGAGUUCUGUUUUGGGAUUGGAGGAGCAGCAACACCAAAAAGGAGAGAUCGUCAGACAGGCUAACGAUAAAGAGGGAAGGAAAAAGUCUCAAGAAUUUUCUGAAUUAUCACAAGCUCAUGAGACUAAUGUUGAUACAUCUAUCAGAAAGUCUAGAACUAGAAUAAAGGACUGGGAAGAAAAAUUGAACAUAAGUUCAGAUGCAAGGGGUGCAUCACUCCAAAUAGAUAAAAGGACAAAUCAGAGUUUCCAACACAGGAAAGGAUAUGAACUUGCCAGCAAUUUUUCAGAAAGUUAUGUGAGUGAUGGAAAGCAAGUUUCAAGUUCUCAACAAACUUCUGAGAAGGUGAGAUUCAUUCCAAAAAGUAAAUCAACACCAGUUGUUAAAACUAGAGAAAGUUCUUGCCAAACUGAUGAAAGAAUUGCAAAUUUUGAAUUGGCUGGAGUGGACCAAAGACCUAGGAACCUUUCAAUUUCUGGUGAAACUGUCUCAAGAGAGGAAUCUGACUCCCAGGGAUCAUUGAAUUUGGUUUCUGAGGCUGGAAAACAUGUUACAUUAGUAGUAGGUGAUGAAAGGAGCUCUGCAACAAUGUUUAUCCCGUCCUCUUCCCACCAAAUGGGUAAGAGCUCAGUGCAUGCCGAUCACAGUGCUGGAAUUGCUAGCCCUGAGAUCUUCCUUGAAACAUCAGAAAACGGGUCUUCUGCUUUGUCUGAUAAUUCAGGAAGAAGUUCCACUUUGCAUCGAGAUGCUCUUGGUUCAGCUGAUCGUUUAGAGAAAUCAUCGAGACUGUUUGUUAAUGAGUUUGUUGAGAGGGUCAGACAUGAAGUAACAACUUCAAAAGCACAAGAGAUGGAAGUUACUGGAACAAAGUUGGCCCUUGAAGUUGGUGGUAAUCAGAUCCACAGCUCAGUGCCACAAGACACUCAGAAUGGCUCUCAGUCAAAGGUGCAUGAUUCUAGUAGUUCCUCUGGAUUUCCUGCGUCCAAAGGACCUUCUGAUGAGAUGUGGGAUGUGACUCAACCAUCUAUUGAGCAAGGUCUAGUAGCUGAAGAACCAGAAAUCAGCAAGGAAACUGGGAAACCAAUUGUUAAUAGAACCGGAAGGUCCUUAUGGAGUAUGAUUGCUGAUAUUGUUCGACUGCGUUGGGGAUCACGUGCUGGUUCCUCCUCUUCAGCUGGAAGAUCAGGUGAGAGAAACUCAUCAAGCAAGUCUGACAGCGAGACAUGGUUUUCUGGGCAGGAGCACGAGGAAACCGGUAAAGGUAAUGUAAUAAAAGAAACAUCUGUGCUAGCACAAGCCACGGCUUCUGAUAAGUCAAAACCAGGUAAACGAAAUACCCUAAGUGAGGGAGAGAUGUCUGACUCUACAAAAUUGAAGGACAAAGGAAAACAUCUUGAAGUUGGAUUGUCUUCUCCAAAUGCAUUGGAAAGUGGAUCAAUGUCAGUGGGCAUCUCAUAUGCUUCUGGGGAGGAAAAUGCUAAUUGGACUGAAGAUAAAAAAGAUUUGGAAGUCACUACUUCUGGCACUCAAAACAUGGAAUUACCAAUUUCAUUACCUGCCAGAGUGCCUCCUUUUGUAGGAGAAAUUGUAAAUAUCAGUGGAACUGACAUGCCUGGAGCUGAGCCAGUAGUGCAAAUCAAGUCACCUGUUGUUUCAGUGCAGUCUGAAUUGUUUGGCUCAGAGAGAAAGGAUGGAGAGUUGAAGCAAAGGAAGUUUCAACGGAAUAGGCAAGUCUUAAGAGAUAGGUUUGAUGAUUGGGAAGAAGCCUAUAAACUUGAACUUGAGCAGCGAAGAAUGGAUGAAAUGUUCAUGAAGGAAGCACUUUUGGAAGCUAAGAAGGCUGCUGAUACAUGGGAAGUUCCUGUUGGUGCUGUUCUUGUGCAGCAUGGGAAAAUUAUUGCUCGAGGGUGCAACUUAGUGGAAGAGUUACGGGACUCCACUGCCCAUGCAGAGAUGAUUUGUAUACGAGAAGCUUCAAACCUUCUUCGGACAUGGAGAUUAUCAGAUACUACACUUUAUGUAACGCUUGAGCCGUGUCCAAUGUGUGCUGGUGCUAUCCUUCAGGCAAGAAUAGAUACUCUUGUGUGGGGAGCUCCCAAUAAGCUUCUUGGAGCUGAUGGUAGCUGGAUUAGGCUUUUCCCCGAUGGAGGAGAAAAUGUAUCAGAUUCAUCAAAUAUACCACCUGUCCCAGUUCAUCCAUUCCAUCCAAAGAUGAAAAUAAGACGAGGGGUCUUAGCCACAGAGUGUGCAGAAGCAAUGCAGCAAUUCUUUCAGCUAAGAAGGAGAAAGAAGAAAGAGGAACCACCAAAGGACCCCUCUCGCCUUCCUGUUACUCACCACCAUCCCUCCAAGUUCCUUAACAAGAUACAUCACAUCUUCCACAUUAUGUUCUGUUUAUAAAAGGGCAGAUUCACAUAUUUCCUCAUGUUUUAAACGAGCAUCUGAAUAAAAUAUUCAAACAUUAUGAAUAAUCAUCGUGAAAAGUAAGUG
Abrus precatorius (Indian licorice) is the source of this 4666-nucleotide messenger RNA. RefSeq names its product tRNA(adenine(34)) deaminase, chloroplastic. Bases 590 to 4576 code for a protein of 1328 amino acids. Gene Ontology annotation, biological process: tRNA wobble adenosine to inosine editing. The transcript is spliced from 5 exons. Gene Ontology annotation, cellular component: chloroplast. The record is from RefSeq and is a predicted model, not a curated record. Gene Ontology annotation, molecular function: tRNA-specific adenosine deaminase activity. NCBI's taxonomy places the organism in Eukaryota, Viridiplantae, Streptophyta, Magnoliopsida, Fabales, Fabaceae.